AUGAACUUCGGUAAGAGCCUGGAUCCGGUCAACCAAGGGCACCCGUCCACAUCCGCGAUCGUCGCAGCCAUGAUGCAAGGCCAGCGGUCACCGCCUGCUCUCACUCGUCCUCAAUGCUUCAUCGAUGUUCAAGAUGAUGGUCUCCUUCACGUCGCCGCGGCUGUUCUCCCCGACGUGAAACAGGAGCGAAUUUUCGGCUUCGCACAGCCUUUCAACUAUGAUCAGAUCUUAGACAUCCUGCGCGAACAGAACCCUGGAAGGACUUUCCAUGAGAACUACUCUGGCGAUGAGUAUCCGUUCGUCAUCAAGCCCAGAGAUCGUGCCGAGGAGUUGCUUCGCAGGUUCGGCAGGCUUGGUUGGACGUCUCUGGAAGACAGCAUCAGGAAGAACACCGAGGAUCUUUAG
Messenger RNA from Colletotrichum karsti, 405 nucleotides. Its product is annotated as aldehyde reductase. Lineage: Eukaryota; Fungi; Ascomycota; Sordariomycetes; Glomerellales; Glomerellaceae. The coding region runs from base 1 to 405 and encodes 134 amino acids. The record is from RefSeq and is a predicted model, not a curated record. The transcript has 2 exons.